AUGCUUAUCCCAACUACACUUUACCCAACCGACCAUAAAUGUGGUGGAAAAUAAAUUGAGCUCCACCUAAAGCAAACCCAUAAACGAAAACCCACCGCCCUAGCUUACAUUACCAAGAGGACCGACCACUCACCGCCACCACCUCCUCCUCCUCUAACCUUCUUCUUCAUCGGCUCUCUCCUUCUCUUUUGUGUUCUGGUUCGUUACUUCUAUUCUGUUUUUGGCCGUCACAUCCGUCACCGUCGACAUUGUAUUGGGCCGACAUAGCCGUCACCGUCGCUGUUAAAUGGCGACGGGGUGGGUGAAGUCACUGCACUGCAAGUCUAACGCCGUGGAAGAUGUCGUCUACUCGCCGACGCGGUCAUCUUCGUCUUCUUCUUCUGCUAAGAAGCCGCUGCUCUCCUCCGUUUCCUGCAGUAGCGCAUCUCACACCGUUAAAGACGUCAUCUUGCUGGCCCCUAACUACCCUUCCUGCUCCUCCUCGAUUCCGAAGAAGCCCCGGCACAACACGAGGCCCAAAUCCAAGCACAAACCAAGAACACCCCGUCCGUGGGCGUCGCCGCCGUCGGUGUCUGCGUCCGAGCUAGUGGGGCCCGCCCGCGCGGAGCCCAUCCCCACGCUAACGGAGCUGCCGGCAGGCCACUCGUCGCGGCGGGUCGUGGAGAUCAUCUUCAGCUCGAGCUGGUGCUCCUCCGGGGCAGGCGGAGUCGACGGCUCGGCGGCGGCGUUCCCGAGCGAGAUCGAGAUGCUGUUCCGGGUCCACAACCCGGCCCGGACGGUGGCGCGGUUCGAGGAGCACCGGGCGUCGGUUCGCGCCCGGGCCGACGACGCGCGCUGCGCCGCCGACGGGAACGAGAUGAUGCGGUUCCACAGCGGCCGCGCAGGCGGCGUGGUCUACGACGCGGGGGUGGCGCGCAGCGCGGUGUGGUCGGCGGGGAGGAAGGUGGAGGGGGUGCGGACCUUCGCGGGCAGCGGCGGGGCGCACGCGAGCGGGGGCGGCGGGGCCGGGCGGAGGGGGAUGCUGGUGUGUCGGGUCAUCGCGGGCCGAGUCAGAGGAGAGUCAGACCCCGAGCGGGAGGCCGAUUCGGUGAGCCUGGGGAACGGGGAGCUCCUGGUAUUUGAUCCCAGGGCAGUCCUCCCCUGCUUCCUUAUCAUCUAUAAGCUCUAAACGUAAGCUCCCAUCAUUAUUUCCACCCAUCAUAUCGUCGUAAUCUCCUUAUCAUUUCUUGUGGAAUGUGGAAUGCUUCGUUGAUGUAAACUUUCAUAUGGAUAUAUAAUAUUUUCUCCUUUAUUGUUCGUUA
Musa acuminata AAA Group (dessert banana) is the source of this 1301-nucleotide messenger RNA. RefSeq lists its product as uncharacterized. Lineage: Eukaryota; Viridiplantae; Streptophyta; Magnoliopsida; Zingiberales; Musaceae. The record is from RefSeq and is a predicted model, not a curated record. Bases 287 to 1168 code for a protein of 293 amino acids. The transcript has a single exon.